UUGUGGAGGCGACAACUUCUCCGAUUCCUCGCAAUGGCGGCGUCCGGGAGUGGUAUGGCUCAGAAAACCUGGGAAUUGGCCAACAACAUGCAGGAAGCCCAGAGUAUCGAUGAAAUCUACAAAUACGACAAGAAACAGCAGCAGGAAAUACUGGCGGCGAAGCCCUGGACUAAGGAUCACCAUUACUUUAAGUACUGCAAAAUCUCAGCAUUGGCUCUAUUGAAAAUGGUGAUGCAUGCCAGAUCAGGAGGCAACUUAGAAGUGAUGGGCUUAAUGCUGGGAAAGGUGGAUGGUGAAACCAUGAUCAUUAUGGACAGUUUUGCUUUGCCUGUAGAGGGCACUGAAACCCGAGUAAAUGCUCAGGCUGCUGCAUAUGAGUACAUGGCUGCAUAUAUAGAAAACGCCAAACAGGUUGGCCGCCUUGAAAAUGCAAUUGGCUGGUAUCAUAGCCAUCCUGGCUAUGGCUGCUGGCUUUCUGGGAUAGACGUUAGUACUCAGAUGCUCAAUCAGCAGUUCCAGGAACCAUUCGUAGCAGUAGUAAUUGACCCAACAAGAACAAUAUCUGCAGGGAAGGUGAAUCUUGGAGCCUUUAGGACAUACCCAAAGGGCUAUAAACCCCCUGAUGAAGGACCUUCUGAGUACCAGACUAUCCCACUUAAUAAAAUAGAAGACUUUGGUGUACACUGCAAACAGUAUUAUGCCUUAGAAGUCUCAUAUUUCAAAUCCUCAUUGGAUCGCAAAUUGCUUGAGCUUUUGUGGAAUAAAUACUGGGUGAAUACCCUGAGUUCCUCUAGCUUGCUUACUAAUGCAGACUAUACCACUGGUCAGGUCUUUGAUUUGUCUGAAAAAUUAGAACAGUCAGAAGCCCAGCUGGGACGAGGGAGUUUCAUGUUGGGUUUAGAAACACAUGACAGAAAGUCAGAAGACAAACUUGCCAAAGCUACAAGAGACAGCUGUAAAACUACCAUAGAAGCUAUCCAUGGAUUGAUGUCUCAGGUUAUUAAAGAUAAACUGUUUAAUCAAAUUAACAUCUCUUAAACAGUCACUAAGUAGGCUUUUUGACUGAAAGCCAAUAUGAGAAAAAUACUCAAGUAACACUUUAAAACCAGUUACCAAAAAUCUAAUUAGAAGUAUAAGGUGCUCUGAAGUGUCCUGAAUAUUAACAUCCUGUAAUAAAGCUCUUUAAAAUGAAA
Messenger RNA from Felis catus (domestic cat), 1193 nucleotides. RefSeq names its product COP9 signalosome subunit 5 (gene COPS5). Gene Ontology annotation, biological process: protein deneddylation. Gene Ontology annotation, molecular function: metallopeptidase activity; deNEDDylase activity; protein binding. The record is from RefSeq and is a predicted model, not a curated record. The coding region runs from base 34 to 1038 and encodes 334 amino acids. Gene Ontology annotation, cellular component: COP9 signalosome; cytoplasm. The transcript has 8 exons. NCBI's taxonomy places the organism in Eukaryota, Metazoa, Chordata, Mammalia, Carnivora, Felidae.